AUGGAAGUUCAAGAACUUGGAAGGUAUUGCGUGGAACAACAGAGUGAGAAAGUAAACGUAGCUUCAAUUGCAAAAACGGCUGUGUUGAAUCCUUUGAUGUUUAGUAGAGUUUUCUCAGCUCAGCAACAGGUCGUUGCUGGUCUCAAAUACUAUAUGAGGAUUGAAGUGACUCAACCCGAUGACAUGAACACUAUGUUUGACUCUGUUGAGGUUGUUCAGCCAUGGUCCAUUAAGAAGUAG
Eruca vesicaria subsp. sativa (arugula) is the source of this 240-nucleotide messenger RNA. The record is from the annotation of a GenBank genome assembly. NCBI's taxonomy places the organism in Eukaryota, Viridiplantae, Streptophyta, Magnoliopsida, Brassicales, Brassicaceae.